CGUAUUCUUAAUGAUGGAAGUGUAGUUUUUAUUGUUUUACUAAAAAGUGUUUCCACGAAAUGAAAUGGACGUAUUUGUGUUUGUGUAUGUGUUUAUUUAUGGGAGAGAUCGAAUGCGGAGGCCAAAUAUGGCUCAAAUUGGUCAGUUUCCAGAACAGACGAAGUUUAGAUGCUGCCGGUUUUUUGUGUGACCAUCAUUGGGGGGUUAAAACCUCGGAUUGCGAUCACAAAUUUAUAAUAUGUGUAGAUAACAUAAAUGGAUAUGAAAGCACGAACGUGUGUAGCUAUGGCCGUUGGAGUACAGAUAUUAUACGUAACGCAGAUUAUAUCACAUUUGGGAAAGAUAUUAGACUCUAUUCAAAUCCAAAGACUUUCUCAUUUCACAAAUGGACAGGAUCUUGUAAAUUAAAAAUAGAUGUAUACGACCACGAUACUUUAGAAGAUGAUUAUGUAGAUUCUAUGACCGGACACUACAUCAUGGAGAGACCAUAUUACAAUGAAACAAAUGCAAAACCUAAAACUUUGAAACUUUCCAACAGAGUAAGGUAAGAUACCCUUAGGGAGCUGCC
This is a messenger RNA of Mytilus californianus (California mussel), 568 nucleotides long. RefSeq lists its product as uncharacterized. Gene Ontology annotation, cellular component: membrane. The transcript has 4 exons. Bases 60 to 548 code for a protein of 162 amino acids. Lineage: Eukaryota; Metazoa; Mollusca; Bivalvia; Mytilida; Mytilidae. Gene Ontology annotation, biological process: Notch signaling pathway; multicellular organism development. The record is from RefSeq and is a predicted model, not a curated record.